CUUAAUAGAUUAAAUCAUUUACCCACAUUUUUGAAACAUGCCUGCACCAGCAUAUGUAAAUAACAGAAUAGGUCAAUCCCAUAAUUAAUUUUUAUUUCAUAUUAAAAUAAUAAAUGCAGGUUUUGAGACUUUAAUUUACAUAAAUAAAGAUGUUAAAAAUGUUUGCAUAGAAUUAUAUUAAUUUUUGAUAUAAUUCUAUUAUUUAAGGAAUGUUAGAUCUAUUGAAAUACCUUUUAGAUGA
Messenger RNA from Paramecium octaurelia, 241 nucleotides. The record is from the annotation of a GenBank genome assembly. Lineage: Eukaryota; Ciliophora; Oligohymenophorea; Peniculida; Parameciidae.